GCUUCUACGUAUUAAUAUUAUAAAUUAAAUAAAAAAUGCUACCGAAAGUGAAAUAAAUCGAUGGGAAUGUAUAAUAAGGUCACGGGUUUUGAUAUUUAAAAUCUAUGAAAACGAACUAUAUAUAAGGACCCACAAAAACCCCAUUCAUAACGUCGAUUCAUGUGCAUCUUCUGCGUUGCAUUAAAACCCUCUUUCUAUCAAGUUUACAACUUCUACUUCUCCAAGAAACCUUCUUACCUUACUUACUACUCUCUCCUCACAUCAGAGCAAUGUCGCCGACUUACCUAAGCCGUCCGGUCGUGAUCUCUCUCCUCCUCUUCGUUGUUUUCCUUCUCACAACUUCCGUCGCUUCUCCAACAUCAAGAAACGUUCGCUACCGAACCCACCGUUUCGUCCCGAGGGUUCGCCAUCCGUAUUACGUGACACCUCACGGUUCGUGCGACUCCUUCACUCGUCCAUACGCGCGUUCUAUGUGCCUUGAGCUUCAAAGAAUCCACCGUAGCGCCAGGAAGCAGCCACAUGUUCCCCCUCCUCCGCCGGAGAUUGAUCCAAGGUACGGCGUUGAUAAGAGACUCGUCCCCUCCGGUCCUAAUCCUCUUCACAACUAAAAACCCCCUAUUCCCAGUUUGUAUACAUAUAUACAUUUAUUUAUAGCUGAUACAUUUCUUGAAAGUACAUGUUCGAGAGAUCUGUGCCCAAAGACAAAGGUUCACUUUCUUCUUUGCGGAUCUUUGUUGAAUCUUGAUUGCUUGAUGGAGCCCUACGUACGUUAUGAGGAGGAUAUAUUAUUGUUGCUAUUUCCACGCUUGUUUUUGUUGAACUUGUAAAGAGUGGACUGGAAACAAUCUUGGAAAUAGUGUGCAACGACUUUCUUUUUAUUAUUUUUAUGUUUACAUAAUUUAACUUUUAAAAAAGCAAGGCAGGCAAAAGGAUUUAGAUAUGGUUGAGAGAUGACAGGAGAGGAGAAGAAAUGCAUGAGUUCCAUUAAUUUGGAAGCUGUAUAUUACGUAACUUGUAAGCCACGGCCAUUGGUCUAUGAAUAAACCUUUAUUUUAAAGUUUUGAUGGGCCAUAUGUAUAAUCCAUAUGUCUGC
Messenger RNA from Raphanus sativus (radish), 1093 nucleotides. RefSeq names its product CLAVATA3/ESR (CLE)-related protein 9. The transcript has a single exon. The record is from RefSeq and is a predicted model, not a curated record. Lineage: Eukaryota; Viridiplantae; Streptophyta; Magnoliopsida; Brassicales; Brassicaceae. The coding region runs from base 270 to 608 and encodes 112 amino acids.